AUGUCAGUUCUUAUUGUGACAAGUCUUGGGGAUAUCGUCAUUGAUCUCUACUCGGAUAAAUGCCCUUUGACCUGCAAGAACUUCCUCAAGCUCUGCAAGAUCAAGUACUACAAUGGGUGCCUCUUCCACACUGUGCAAAAAGAUUUCACAGCACAGACGGGUGAUCCAACUGGCACGGGAGUUGGUGGAGAUUCUAUCUACAAGUUUCUGUAUGGUGAGCAGGCUCGUUUUUUCGGAGAUGAGAUUCAUCUGGAUUUAAAGCAUUCAAAGACCGGCACUGUUGCAAUGGCCAGUGGUGGAGAAAAUCUCAAUGCUUCCCAGUUCUAUUUUACACUUCGUGAUGACCUGGACUACCUUGAUGGGAAACACACUGUGUUUGGGGAGAUUGCGGAGGGGUUUGAAACUCUGACAAGGAUAAAUGAAGCUUAUGUUGAUGCGAAGAACAGACCAUACAAAAACAUCAGAAUCAAGCACACAUAUAUUCUUGAAGAUCCGUUUGAUGAUCCCUCACAACUGGCUGCGAUGAUACCAGAUGCUUCCCCUGAAGGAAAACCCAAGGAAGAGGUCAACGAUGACGUGCGGAUUGAAGAUGAUUGGGUUCCAAUGGAUGAAGAACUUGGUAUUCACGAACUGGAGGAGGUUAUCCGGGAAAAAGCUGCCCAUUCUAGUGCUGUUGUACUUGAAAGUAUAGGAGAUAUCCCAGAGGCUGAGGUAAAGCCUCCUGACAAUGUGUUGUUCGUCUGCAAACUGAAUCCUGUGACCGAGGAUGAGGACCUCCAUACAAUUUUUUCACGAUUCGGAACUGUCAUAUCGGCGGAUGUAAUCCGGGAUUUCAAAACAGGUGACAGUUUGUGCUACGCUUUUGUAGAGUUUGAGGACAAGGAGGCAUGCGAACAAGCCUACUUUAAGAUGGACAAUGCUUUGAUUGAUGAUAGAAGAAUACACGUGGAUUUCAGUCAGAGUGUAUCCAGACUUUGGUCACAGUUCCGGCAGAAAGACUCGCACAAGGGUAAAGGGAAUGGAUGUUUCAAAUGUGGCUCAACAGACCAUGUUGCCAAGGACUGUGUGGGUGAUAAUCAGGCUUCCAAGUUCAUUGUGAAAGACCAAAACAGACAGCACGGGGGAGGCCAAGGAUAUGAUAUGGUGUUUGAGGGUGAUGCAGAGAGGGAGAAGAAGAUUCCAAGUCGCCAUGGCUAUGGUGAAGGCAAAAGACAAGACAGACAUUAUGAACGUGACACGGAGGACAAGGCAGCUAUUAAGAACAAUGGCAGUAGAAGACAGCAACGGGAAGAUGUAAGAGACAGGGAGAGGGAGAGGGAGAGGGAGAGGGAGAGCAGGUAUGAUGAAGGUGUGAGCAGGGAGAAGAAACACAGAGAGAGAAAGGAAAGAGAGAGUAGGGAAGAUAAAGAAGAAGAAGACAGGAGAAGAAGAAGGCGCCGCGAAGAAAUGAGAGAUAGAGAGGAUCAUCGGAGUGAUAAGGGGAGGAGAAGAGAGAGAGACGACAAUGAGAGAAGGGGCAGCAGCGACACCGCUCUGUGUCGUCGUCAAAUGUCAAACAACAUCGUUGUACUUGACAACGGCGGCGGUCUAAUCAAAGCCGGGCAAGGCGGCGAGCGUGAUCCCGUCACCGUCAUCCCAAACUGCCUCUUCAAACCUCUCUCCUCCAAGAAAUUCCUCCUCCCUCUUCCUCUGUCGGACCUCGACGUCGACAUCGAUCUCACCUCCGCCGCCGUCCGCCGCCCCAUCGACCGCGGCUACCUCAUAAACCCGGAGCUGCAACGCGACAUCUGGUCGCACCUCUUCACCUCUCUCCUCCGCAUCACCCCUACCUCCUCCUCUCUCCUCCUCACCGAGCCACCGCUCUCCAUCCCUUCCGUGCAGCGCGCCACCGACGAGCUCGUCUUCGAGGAUUUCGGCUUCUCUUCUCUCUACCUCGCGAAUCCUCAGUCCCUCGUCCAUCUCUACGAAGCUAGUCGGCAGCCCGAUUCCGUGCUCUCGCGGACUCAGUGUAGCCUCGUCGUCGACUGUGGCUUCUCCUUCACCCACGCCGUCCCCGUCCUCCACAACUUCACCCUCAAUUACGCCAUUAAGAGGAUCGACUUGGGUGGCAAAGCUUUCACUAACUACUUGAAGGAAUUGGUGUCUUAUCGGUCCAUCAAUGUCAUGGAUCAAACCUUCUUGAUGGAUGAUGCCAAAGAGAAGCUCUGCUUCGUCUCACUCGACCUCAACCGUGAUCUCCGCCUUGCUCGGGAGCGACGAAAUGCCAACCUGAUCAAGUCGACUUACGUUCUUCCUGAUGGUGUCACUCAUACCAAGGGUUAUGUCAAAGACCCUGAAGCUGCCAAGAGGUUCCUUAACCUUUGUUUAGGGGUUGACCAAGGAUCUAACAACAACUCUGAUUCCAUGGAUAAGAAAGCUGAUGGGGAGAGGAAGAAGGCCGACGUGAACAAAAACGUAACAGAUAUUCAGGAGAUUGACUUGACUAAUGAGCGUUUUCUUGUGCCUGAGACGCUAUUCCAGCCCGCAGAUUUGGGGAUGAAUCAGGCGGGACUUGCAGAGUGCAUUGUCCGAGCUGUAAGCUCAUGCCAUUCUUACUUGCAACCAGUUUUGUACCAAAGCAUCAUCUUAACCGGUGGAAGCACAUUAUUUCCCCAACUUAAGGAGAGACUAGAAAGAGAGCUUCGACCACUUGUCCCAGACCACUUUGAUGUCAAGAUUACAACUCAGGAGGACCCGAUACUAGGUGUAUGGAGAGGGGGUUCACUUUUGGCUUCGAGCCCAGAUUUUGAGUCCAUGUGUGUGACCAAGGCCGAGUACGAAGAACUUGGAUCUGCUCGAUGUCGGAGAAGAUUCUUUCAUUGA
This is a messenger RNA of Microthlaspi erraticum, 2862 nucleotides long. NCBI's taxonomy places the organism in Eukaryota, Viridiplantae, Streptophyta, Magnoliopsida, Brassicales, Brassicaceae. The record is from the annotation of a GenBank genome assembly.